Lolium perenne is the source of this 989-nucleotide messenger RNA. Its product is annotated as bidirectional sugar transporter SWEET17-like. Gene Ontology annotation, biological process: carbohydrate transport. The record is from RefSeq and is a predicted model, not a curated record. Lineage: Eukaryota; Viridiplantae; Streptophyta; Magnoliopsida; Poales; Poaceae. Gene Ontology annotation, molecular function: sugar transmembrane transporter activity. Gene Ontology annotation, cellular component: membrane.
UCUCCUCAUUAAGUAGAAGGCACUGCUCGCCAGGUAGGUAGCUGAGUAGCUGACUCGAUCGUCCUUUUUAGUUUGAGAACGUACUUCUUCGUCUUCCCUCCUCCAAGCAGGCCGGUCUCUAUUAUUCUUUGUGCCAUGGACACCGUUCUGUUCAUCAUCGGCAUCAUAGGAAACAUCAUCUCGGUUCUGGUCUUCGUUUCUCCCAUCACUACGUUCUGGAGGAUAGUGAAGAGCAAGUCGACGGAGGAGUUCGAGCCGGCGCCGUACGUGCUCACGCUCCUCAACACGCUGCUAUGGCUCUACUACGGCGUCACCAAGCCGGACGACCUCCUCGUCGCCACCGUCAACGGGUUCGGGGCCGUCAUGCAGACCAUAUACGUCGUGCUCUUCCUCGUCUACGCCGCCGACCAUGCUACAAGGGUUAAAACCGCGAAGUUGGUCGCAGUUUUGGACAUUGGUUUUUUUGGAAUCGUGUUCACAGCGACGACAUUUGCCAUCGAUGGGCUUGACAUGAAAAUCAUGAUUAUAGGAUUGAUAUGCGCAUGCCUUAGCGUGUUCAUGUACGGGUCCCCACUCACUGCCGUGAGAGCGGUGAUCGCCACAAGGAGCGUGAAGUACAUGCCGUUCUUCCUGUCCUUCUUCCUCUUCCUCAACGGAGCAGUCUGGGCUACGUAUGCUCUACUCGACAGAGACAUCUUCCUUGGCGUCCCAAAUGGAAUAGGCUGCCUCUUGGGCGGCAUCCAACUGGUUAUCUAUGCAAUCUACAUGAACAGUAGGGUCGUCGACUCUCAAAGCGGCGACGAAGCUGCUUCAACGUCUCUUCUGUCGUCCGUUUCCAGUAGACAUGGCCAGAACGAUCUAUCCAACAAUGUUUAGUAUUUGUGCAUAGUGCACAUAAUAAUUUCUUGUUUGUGUAAAUUGAUGUAAUUUGUCUUUCAUACUAUGUUAUACCAUGCAUAAGCAAAUAUCAUCGACAGGGUUGAAGCUCA